Messenger RNA from Bufo bufo (common toad), 3777 nucleotides. It is a transcript of the gene LONRF2, whose product is annotated as LON peptidase N-terminal domain and ring finger 2. The record is from RefSeq and is a predicted model, not a curated record. Gene Ontology annotation, molecular function: protein binding. The transcript is spliced from 12 exons. Lineage: Eukaryota; Metazoa; Chordata; Amphibia; Anura; Bufonidae. Bases 458 to 2800 code for a protein of 780 amino acids.
GGGAACUUGUAGGCACUGGGCAGAGAGCUAGACGGGGCACAAAGACCAUAGUAGUGCCCAUACACUGCCCGGACCAGGCCUGGGGACACCUGCCUGUGAAUAAGGUUUCCAUAUCUGCACGGAUAGAGCAUCACCGUCCUGUUCUUGUUCAGAGCCGAAGGCGAGUGCUGCACUGAGGCAAUGACAGCGUGGUGCCAACUUGGAUACGGUGCUGGCAGCUCCGGUGGGCAUGGCCCAUGUGCUGCAAUGGAUAUUGAGGCAUCGGGACAUCCUGGAAACUCCUGUACCCUGGCACUGUAAUCAUUGCCCUCCACAGGAAACAAAGGACUGUGCCACUGGAAGUACCCAAGCUGUGUGACCAUAGAAUGGCCUUCCUGAGGAGUACGUGUGCCAGUCUGCCCCCUGUGAUGGACAAUAGCCCCUGACUGACCUCUGGUGAGGUGGCAAGUCUCUAAUAAUGGAGGUAAGAUCUUUACAGCUUUCUGACCCCUUCACCCUUGACCCCCCUGGCCUUUCUUCUGAGAUGCUAGGGGUGGCAGAGGAAGCCUUCAAGGCUGGUAACUUUGAACUGGCAGCAGAGAUCUACGGGUCUCAGCUAGACGAGCUGCCCCAGCCGGAGAGAUCUUUAUAUCUGAAGAAAGGGAAGGCUUUGGCUUUGGCUGGACGAGUUGCAGAUGCUUUGGCCUCUUACACAAGGGCGGCAUCUCUACACCAGCUUUGUCCAGAGGAGCUUGGCAUACUGGUAGAAAGCAUCGCCCAGAACAUCAGAGAGAAAGAACUAAAAUUACCAUGUGCCAAGAAGAAGAGUGAGAAUGAAGGGAAUCAAGGAACAGAACCCACCUGCCCUAAAGGCAACCCUCCAAACCCUGAGCAAUCCCUGGAAUGUGACCUCUUCUCCUGCCCAGCCUGCGGGCUUCUACUACUGGAUCCGGUCACUUUAAAUUGUGGUCAUUCUUUUUGUAAGAGAUGCGUGUGUGACAGAAAAUCAUCUGAAUGUAGCAGCUGCACCAAUAGAAUAAAACGCAAAGCGGAGGGGUAUGAAGCACCUUGUGUGGACCUGAAGGUUGAUGUGGUCUUGGGGAACUUGAUAGAGAAGUGGUUCAGCGUGGAGACCAAUGUACGGAGAUUGUCCUCUGAAGGAGAUGCACUGUGGGAGAACAAUGACUUGAUAGCUGCAUUAGAAAAAUUCGACACGGCUUUGGAGCUGGCUCCCCGUGACUCCCUGUUAACAGUGCAAAGAGCUCAGCUCUACUCGGCCAUGAAGAACUUCAAGCAAGCCCUUAAUGAUGCUGAGAUGGUCUGCAGAAAACAACCACUCUGGCCUAAGGGACAUUAUGUCAAGGCAGAGGCGCUUUCCGCACUGGGGAGGACGGAGGAGGCUUUGAAGGAGUUUCUGCUUUGUGUUGCCUUAAACCCGGAAUGGAGUUUAGUGAAGUUGGAAGCACAAAAGCUGAUGUGUGAAAUGCUGUUUCCAGCCUUUGAGAAUGUCCAGGCCAGUCUUACUGCCCGCGUUCCAGCCCCAUAUAAUAGAUUGAAGCCUGUGUCUUUAAACGGUCCAAACAGCUCUCCUUCUGUGGAUGAUUUACCUCUGCCAGGAGGCUCAAAGGACCCUGUGUUCAGACUAACCAAAGCCUCGUUUCCAAAAUCUGAUCUGCUUGAAAUGAAGAAUGUUGUAGACUGUUCUGAUAUAUGUGACCUGCCAGAUGACAAAGCAACAAAGACCCUUGGAAGCGUCCUCUCUUGCCUUCCUGGAGUAGGUGUGAAGAGAAAACGUGCCCGCACCUCUGAAGAUGUUCAGAGUAUUGAGCUCCCUGCCAAAGUCAUCAGGAAUGAUGCCGAAUCCCAUUGGGAAGAGCCUACCUCACACUUGUUAAGAGAGGUCCCCAAAGAUUUGCUGGAUUCUUCAGAUUUUGAGUGUUCUCUCUGCAUGAGGUUAUUUUAUGAGCCUGUAGCCACUCCAUGUGGGCAUACAUUCUGCCUCAAAUGCCUUGAGCGUUGCCUGGACCACAACCCUCACUGUCCCCUCUGCAAGGAAAAUUUGUCACAGUACCUCGCAAGUAGAGCUUACAAGAAGACAUUUCUGACAGAAGCGAUAAUUAUACGUUACCUACCAGAAGAGCUAAGUGAGCGAAAGAAACUGUACGAUGAGGAGAUGAAAGAGUUAUCAAACUUGAAUAAAGAUGUUCCAAUAUUUGUGUGUACCAUGGCCUUCCCAACAAUUCCUUGCCCGCUGCACGUGUUUGAGCCUCGGUAUCGACUAAUGAUAAGAAGAAGCAUGGAGACAGGAACAAAGCAGUUUGGGAUGUGCAUAGCUGAUGAACUGAAAGGAUUUGCGGACUAUGGUUGCAUGUUACAAGUGAGAGAUGUCCAGUUUUUCCCCGAUGGCCGUUCAGUAGUGGAUACAAUAGGCCUGAGCAGGUUUAAGGUCUUGAGCCAUGGACAAAGAGAUGGAUACAACACUGCAAAUAUUGAAUAUCUUGAAGAUAAAAAGGUUGAAGGACAAGAAUAUGAAGAGCUUCUCAUAUUACACAAUUCCGUGUAUGAUCAAGCCCUGGCCUGGUUUUCCUCUCUUAAGGACAAUCUGAGGGCACAAAUUCUCAACCAUUUUGGGUCAAUGCCGAGCAAAGAUCCAGAUCCUCAGUCUAACUCAAGUGGUCCAGCCUGGUGUUGGUGGAUGCUAGCAGUGCUGCCCCUAGAAAACAAGGCUCAGCUUACAAUCCUGGCCAUGACAUCUUUGAAAGAUCGCCUACAGGCCAUCAGACGAGUCUUAUUAUUUGUUACUCGUAAAAGACCCAGAUGACAGAAGUUUUCGUCUGAUGUUGUGACUUCAUCAAAUUAUUAUUAAUAAUAUAUUUUUUAUUUUAAGGAAACCUUUUUUUUUCUCUGCACUGAGGAACACUUUUUUUAGAUUCCUUGUUUUGGAAUUGACCUGAACUCUUUCUGUGAAAAUACCAUGCAGUGAAUGAACAACAUUGCUACCUGGUUUAUCUUGCCUCCAUGCACUCUGCCGGUGUUUGACUAUCAUCAGAUGAUCAUUUGAUGGCUACCAAAUCACCUGGAGUGCCUUUGUAUGGACACAAAUGAAAUCUUGCAACUUAUACUGUAUGUUAUCUAUGUAUUUUCACAUUCUGCUGCAUUUUCAAAUGUGUUGCUAUUACACAAUAGGUAUGGAAUAUGCAUAAACUGAGGGUGGGAGAGACCAAACAGUGACCACUAUGCAGCUGUGCAACAGCCACGUACUUAACUAGGGCAUGCAACAAGCAGAUUUUAUCCCAGUAUAAAAAAGGAUCAAAUAUUUAGUACAUAUAAUUAUUUAAAAAGGAGUAUUCCUAACUCUUCUAACAAGAUUUUGUGGAGCAGAGGCACUGAUCAGAAGCCUACGGAAGCACUACGAAGCGUAUCUGUGGGGUUUUCGCCUUCGCACCGCAAAGAAAAUAGAACAUGCUCUAACAUGCACUUUGCGGCCCACAGCACGUGCACUGAGCAGUUACGCUCGUGUGCAUGAGCCCUAAAGCAUAUGCACUCUUUGAUUCAGUGCAUAAAUAUAAACAUAAAAAGAAAGCAGAAGUCUUCAUUAAAAAGUUCUUAGCGCUUGGCAUAUACAGCUCCAGUGCAGGCUUUUGUGUCGCCAUAGUUACAGACUACAAAUAUACCCAGUGUGCAGUCUGAUCCUGUAGUCAUGUGUUGUCUUUCUUCUCCACCCAUUUUUUGCCAACAUACAGACAGUUCUAGAAGGGAGUUGAAUAAACACAUGACUGAAAGAUCAAACCACAAAAA